Messenger RNA from Anarrhichthys ocellatus (wolf-eel), 1006 nucleotides. RefSeq names its product docking protein 2-like. The record is from RefSeq and is a predicted model, not a curated record. The annotation marks the transcript as partial. Gene Ontology annotation, cellular component: cytoplasm. Gene Ontology annotation, biological process: cell surface receptor protein tyrosine kinase signaling pathway; Ras protein signal transduction; positive regulation of MAPK cascade. The transcript is spliced from 3 exons. Lineage: Eukaryota; Metazoa; Chordata; Actinopteri; Perciformes; Anarhichadidae.
UUGAUCAGUGUGUGUGUGUUAGUGCGUGACUUCAGAGUGUGUGUUCGGAGGACGGAGGCGUCUGAUCGCUGCAGACUGAAAGGAGACGGAUUCCUGAGAGCCGACGUGGAAACUCUCCUCCUGCUGGGGAAGACCGGGGACGUGGUGUCCACCUGGCCCUACAGGUACCUGAGACGCUUCGGACGGGACAAGUCCACGUUUUCCUUUGAGGCCGGGCGGAGGUGCGAGUCCGGUGAGGGCAGUUUUGAGUUCGACACCAAACAGGGGAACUUCCUAUUUCAGGCCGUGGAAACGGCCAUCAACCUGCAGCGGAUCUCCUUCCCCCAGAGGCAGACCUCCAGUGGUACGAGUCCAGAGACCCCCCAGGACAAGAACCUGCCGCUGCUGCCCCACAACCCGCCUCUGGUCCAGACCAGGACGCCCCCGCUGCCUCAGCUCCGCGGCCAUAUCCCACAAUCCCCUGCUGCUCAGGCAGCUGACGGCGUCUACAGCAUGGUGACUAACAGCCAUCAUCACAAAGACAAAGAGAGCUCCACUCCUUCACAACAACAACAUCAACGCCUCCAGCUGGUAGGAAACAAACUGCAAAACACCAAAUCUCAAACCAACAACAUGAUGCUAAUGAUGAUGAUGAUGAUGAUGGCCAUGAUGAAACAACAGUGAGGCUCAUUGAUGAGUUAGUAGUUAGUUAGUAGAUACAUGAAGAACAAACGUUCUAAUACUUCUAUUACUUUAUUAUCUAGUACAUCCCAGUACAUCGUGUGUCAAACACAGUAAAGUACCAGGAUGUUGUACUACAGGAGGGUCAAUGGUCAAGGUACCAUGUCAUGAUGAAGUAGUACUUCCAGACUGAAUGUGUAAUGUGUGUAACAUAGAUGAUUGAUCCGACGGUAGAUGAUUGAUCUGAAAGUAAAUGAUUGAUCAGAAGGUAGAUGAUUGAUCUGAAGGUAGAUGAUUGAUCCGACGGUAGAUUAUUGAUCCGACGGUAGAUGAUUGAUCCGACGGU